GAACUUGAGCCUGGGUGGCCAGAGAGACUGCAUAAGACACACCAAGCCUCCCUCCGCCCAUCCCGAGGCAUGAGCCAAGUACUGUACAUUUCCAAGUCCAAGUCCCAACGGCUUGGUUAAGAGAUUGCCCCGGUUGAAGACGGCGUUGGUGUGUUUUCGAUGAAACCCUAGACAGCUUUGUAGAGGGCCCGAGGAAGAGAUGCUCGUAAACAGGGCAGGACAUGAACCAAGAACGAGAAGGAUCGACUCGAGGCCUCCUUCUUUUCUUUUCUCCCACGAUCUGAUCUUGUUUCCUUCCACUGUUUUCUUUUUAUCUGUUUCGACGAUUUUCUUCAUCCAUCAUCAUCCACUUGUUCUCCAUUAACUGUCACUGUUUCAUUUCCUUCUAUCCACCUUACAUCGCGCAUUGAUUGCACUUGUGUACUCUCAUUCACAGCUCGUCCCACUUGAUUCAAUAUCAACCUCAAGAUCCAUUCUUUGCCGGUUUCACUCGUUGAGUUGUCUCUUCUGUCUCCCUCCCCCCACUUGAAUUUGGUUUGAAUCUACCUGUAAGCUCCCUCGAGGGGCGGCUUUCCCGUGAUCCCCUUCCAUAUUAUCAAAAGGAUUCCAGGGCCCGGCAUUUCAUACGCUUUACCAGCCUUUGCAUUGCAUUGCUGUGCUGUCGCGUCCCUGGUUUCACCUGUUUUAUCUUGCCUCAAGUUAAACAGCAUCCCCCUUACUCCUGCUCCUAGUCUGUCGUCCAAGGUUGACACGACAGCUUCCGUUUCGUCAUGGCUACCAUGUUGAAUACAAAUUCUCUGCAACCGCCUAAAACUGGCUCAUCUCGCUGGUCGAAAGCCCUUCCGGAUGUCCCUGGUCCUGACGAUCCAAGUUUUUAUGACGAUUAUUAUGAGGAACCUUCCCCUCGUCUACCUCCCGCCAAAGAGCUUCCACCACCUCCGCCGCGCUCGACUAGUAUAGCCAACGCGAAGCCGUUACCUCCAUCACUGCCGCCGUUACAUCUGCUUGCGGUUGAUUCCCCUCCAUCUGGUCCGCCGAAAAUGGCUAUUCCACGCCGGCCCAUUGGGAAGCUGCCUGCAAACCCACCACCACUACCUCAGAAAGAGCCGCAGCAGCCAAACUCAUCACAGAUUCCCCCGUCACCUUCGGAAUCACUAUCGAGUAUUCUGUCGGCAUAUUCACGCUCGUCCGGCGAAUCCCUUGUCAGGUCGCCUUACGAAGCUAACGACAGUGUUCGUCGGAGUGAGGCAAUCUCAUCACCGAGCCACCAAGCUCCACCCGCCAACACCAACACUGGCACGUUUAUUAGUCCUUCCGCCCAGCAACAACAGCAUCAUUAUCAACAGCAACAACCGCAACAAUAUGUUGCCCAGAAGCUGCCCGCCAACCACACUCGGCCACCCCCACUUCCCUCUAAGGACACUAAAUAUCACCUUCCAGCCACGCCUGCUCCUGUUCGAAAACCAGUCCCAGAGAACAAGCUGUCUGAACUGAACUCAGCGUCGUCGCCUUCUUCCCAGCAGCAGCCUCAACCUCAGCUUUGGCGUCGUCGGUCGUCAAAGGCCGAGCGGAGCCUUGAGCUUCCCGACCUGAAGCUUGUUGCUAGCCACGGGUCGACCGCUGCAACGCAGCCAGUUGUCGCACCACCACAUGUUCAACAGCAGCUUUCUUCAAACGGACCUAAAAUUUCCACAAUACCAAACUGGCAGCCUGGCAGCACCAACCCCAUAGCUCCUGCUGGUCAGGACUCCCAAACGUCGCCAGCCGCUGAGCAGGUGCCCGACACCCCGACCAUGGGGAUCAAUAGUUCCAAACUGAACCGUCUUAAAGGGAAACUCCAUCUUCAUCGAAGGGGGAAAUCAUCGGGUGACACAAGCAAGUCUCCUUCAACGCCACGACCUGGGGCAAAUCGCCCUCCCACGCCUGAGUAUCAGAAGGAAGAUAUCAAGACCCCCGUUGUUGAUUCUUUUGUUUCGCCUUUGUCGCCCGCUUCAUCACCAGAACCCGCUGCGCAGGUGUCUCCAGAAAUUCCAACUGACGCCACAAGUAUAUUUCCUCAGGCACAAACCCAAGAACACCUAAGAAGUACUGGUAGCAUCACACGUAAGGCUGUGCAGGUCCCUAGGCUACCGAGCCCUUCGGAGGACAAGCUGGUUUCUGUAUCGCCAGAGGCGGCAUCGUUACCACCUUCGGUCACCGAUUCAAGGGGAAGUCGAGGAUCCUCUGGCAGUGACACCGCUGUUCACCAAGUCCAGCCUCCUACGGAAGUUUCAAAUCGAUUCCCACCACGACAUUCAUCCGUAAGGUCGAAUGCCCCGCCACGACAGUCAGCAGUUGAACACGAUCCGAGACUGGUGCCAUCCGAGUCUCAGGGACCCCUUUACAGAGGCAGAGAUGGUACCCUGUAUCCUGAGAUGAAGGUACUGCAGGAACCCGACCCGCGCGCGGCCUACUUCCCCAAACAGUCCGAGUCACCUAUACCGGAGGGUACCAUCUUCAAGGCGCCGCCGCUGAAAAAGUCUCAUUUCAAUUGCUACCAUGGCCAUAAGACGAUGAACCGCCGGACCAACAGAUAUUAUCCAUUGACUUGUCAAACGUGCGACAAGUCGGAUGUUGAAGAUAGAUGGACUUGCAGUUUUUGUCAUCUACGAAUAUGCGAGCACUGCGUCAAGAAGCUUAACAAUAGUGGCAAUGACCUGCGCCGACUGGUCGGCCACCCACAACUCACAUCAUAAUCGAAUCCCCACGGGCGUUGCGACGAAAUUGUCUCUUAAUAUUCUUCCAUCAUUACCAUUUUAUCUCAGCGCCACAUUAACCGCACUUAUUCAUGCUCUUUCCUUUGUUACGUAUAGAUUCUCCUCGCAGGUUUGAUCAUAGUGACACAUUGCAUGUAUUAUAUACGAAAAGGUCAUGGGAAGGUAGGCCAGGAGGAAAACAUAGACAGUAUGGGAUGAUGUCGUUUAUCGCGACCUGAACGAUACCGCAUUUGCUAGCAGCAGCAUGUUUACGAGCUCGGGGAAUAUGGGGAAGAUGAGGACAUAUUGUCCAUUUUUGUUGGUAUGAUCUGGUGAUGUCGAAAAGGAAAAUGGACUCAUGUUUGCUGCUUCGCUGAGGCAAUGUGAUACUACGGAUGUUAAUGCGCUGACCUAGAAGGGACAGCUUGAUUAGCUACUUAUCAAUGAUGAAAAAAUACCUCGAUAUAAGAAAUGAAUUGCCGAAGAUACAGGCCCAGACUCAACUCGACGAGUAUUUAGACUGAUAUGAAUGUGUAAUGUUG
Fusarium odoratissimum NRRL 54006 is the source of this 3277-nucleotide messenger RNA. RefSeq lists its product as uncharacterized. The transcript has 2 exons. NCBI's taxonomy places the organism in Eukaryota, Fungi, Ascomycota, Sordariomycetes, Hypocreales, Nectriaceae. The record is from RefSeq and is a predicted model, not a curated record. The coding region runs from base 771 to 2735 and encodes 654 amino acids.